Molecule: messenger RNA, 1398 nt
Organism: Scutellospora calospora
Lineage: Eukaryota; Fungi; Glomeromycota; Glomeromycetes; Diversisporales; Gigasporaceae
Source: the annotation of a GenBank genome assembly
AUGAGUCUUCCUCAAAAAUCUUGUUAUAUAAGUCAUUAUUUAAUCUAUAAACUAAUGAUUGAUAAGAGCUAUAAUAGUGUCUUAAUUUUGGAAGAUGAUGUAGACUUCGAAUUAAAUGUCACGGCUAUAAUGACUGAUAUUUAUCGUGAUUUACCUGCAUCUUGGGAAUUAUCGUUAUUAUACGUAGGCCAUUGCUUUGAAUAUGUCGGCAAACAAGUUGGUAAAAGUUCUUUUGUACAUAGACUAUAUAAGUCCAAUAUGUAUGCUACACAUGCUUAUGCCGUUUCGUAUUCUGGUGCAAACAAGCUAGUAGACCUGCUUGAUCCUGUGACUCCACAUGGAACUGUCAAUUAUUCGCUUAGAGUAGUAGUUAGGAAAGGAAGUAUCUCAUCAUACAGUGUUCACCCACAACCUAUUUUUUGUAAAGUUGGUUAUGCAUUGAUAGAGCAUGAACCCGCACGACACGAUAGUGAAUCCAAUGCAAAAAAUCGUCAGACACUUAACCGAUUUUCCGGUGCCGGGUGUCUAGAAAAACGAAAGAUAAAACCAAAGGCUCAAGAACAAACACUCCACACACCCCCAACAAGGGCGGCAGCCCUUGUUCCAAGGAAACGCAAGUUAACACUAUCAGAAACAGACAAUCCCAAAAGGAAAAUGUCGAAAACACACGAUACAAGAUCUAAAAGCAAAAAUAAGGAAAACGAAGACACUACAAUAAUAAUAAAAAAAAAGACAUCAGAAGUUACAGAAUGCGUCCCCCAAAGUAAAACAGAUUCGAACAGUACUAACAAACAAACCCGAAGUUGGGCAGAGGAAUGCAAACAAAUAAACACAGAAGAGGGAAUGUCUAACUCAGACACUAUGAUUGAAAACUCAACUUUAGUGACGAAUGAAUCUACGAAAAAUUCACCGGAGAUGGCUUCAGAAGGUUCUGCCGAACUGGAGACAGCACGAUCAAAUGAACCCCUGGGACAAAUUGUUGAUGACUCAGACAGGGAAGAUAACUUGAAAUUUAAGAAACGCAAAAGAACACAACAGGCAGAGGAUCCCAGCACACUUUCCCCACAAAAGGAAGAGGGAAGGGAAACUCCAAAUUAUGAUAAGAAGGAUACAGAGAUAGACAAAGAGAAAGGUCAGGAUAAAAAUUUCCUGAAUGAUCAACAGGACAGUAGCCAGGAGCUGACUAGAGAGAUCACCUUCCCAGAGACAAUUGAAUUACAGCAAACAACAGAAAUAGAAUUGGUAGAGACAGGCCCUGCAGAAGCAACAGAACCACGGACCCUUUGUGAGACCACAUUUGGACAAACAUCAAUUGAUGCAGAAUCUCUUGAGGAGAACGAUGGCUUUACUACGGUUAAAAACAAAAAACAGCGAAAAAGUGAGAAGAAAAAUGCAUAG